Symsagittifera roscoffensis is the source of this 1607-nucleotide messenger RNA. RefSeq names its product metallophosphoesterase 1-like. The record is from RefSeq and is a predicted model, not a curated record. Gene Ontology annotation, molecular function: hydrolase activity. The transcript has 3 exons. Bases 80 to 1351 code for a protein of 423 amino acids. Gene Ontology annotation, biological process: GPI anchor biosynthetic process. Lineage: Eukaryota; Metazoa; Xenacoelomorpha; Acoela; Convolutidae.
UAAACUUAUUAAAUAGUUAGGAAUGAAGUUUUAGCUGGCUCGUUUUUAACACAAUUAAUUGUUUUGAUUUUCAUCUGGAAUGGUCGUGAUGUGGAGUGAGAAGGCAAAAUCCAACUUGUGCCGUAGUCUGGUUGUUUUUAAUGUCACUUUAGCUGUUUCCCUUCUGGUAUGUGAGUGGCUCAUUUUCGAAGUGGCAAUCAUGUUCUGUGAAGUGCCUCAUCUUCCAUUAGAGGACAGUCAAACCAAUCGUCAAGGUAUUGUAGCUGACGACGCCCAGUUGAAAGUGAUGAUGAUAGCUGAUCUUCAUCUCAUUGGCCAGUUAUUGGGUAAUUCGAUAGACAGAUUGAAACGUGAGAGCCAGAUGCGAACAGCCUUCCACACUGCAGUGCGCCAGCUGGAACCGGAUCUCAUUUUUAUCCUGGGAGAUAUUCUGGACGAAGGAAAAUGGUCUUUCUUGCCUGAAGAUUUCAGAAGGACAACUGGAAGAUAUAGGAAGUACUUCUCUCGUUAUGUCAACUCUAUGGCAACUAAAAAGAAAAUAGACUUGCAUGUGUUGACUGGGAAUCAUGACGUAGGGUUCCAUUAUGAUGUCGAUAAUAUAAAAGUGCAUCGAUUUGAAAAGAGUUUCAACGCAAGUAAAGUCAAGUUUGUAUCAGAAAAAGGAGUCAACUUCUUGCUGCUUAACAGCGUGCUUAUGCGAAAUGAUUCGUGUGCUCUGUGUUUGGAAACUCAGAAGCAGUUAAGAGAAGCGAAAGCCGUUCUAGAUUGCAUUCAAAUCAGUUCUAAGAAGUCUAUUUCAAAGAAAUGUUCAGAUUUGGUGAAAAAACACGAAGUUGAAGAGCUGAUUCCCGAUGUUAAACCAGAUAAAAUAUCUCAGCCAAUCAUAUUGCAGCAUUUUCCUCUCUAUCGUGCAAAUGAAUCAAGUUGUUUUUCGGCCGAUUGGAACAGCUUGAACUUGAACAUAUCGAAGCCACUAGAACAAGAUUGGGACGUACUUUCGAAACAAACUUCGAGAAAUCUAGUCGACAUGUUCAACCCACGGCUAGUGUUCAGUGGUCAUUCGCAUUACAACUGUGAAAUAUGGCACAGAUAUUUUGCUGAUCAAAGGCGAAAAGUUCUGGAAGUAACUGUUAAUUCAUUCUCGUGGCGAAAUAACGACAACCCUAAAAUACUGCUGCUAACUAUAGAUCGAAAUAGUUAUACUUAUUCUCUCUGUCACUUGCCUCGUGAAAGCGCCCAAUUCGCUAUAUAUUGUCUUCUUUGGGGCUACAGCUUAAUUUACAUUGUCAGAAAAUGUAGGAAUGCGAACGUUCAUUAUUUUCCACGAUUGUGGAAAACCAAAUCUGUUUGAAUAUUUAUAUUUGAAAAAAAAACUGAUUGUUUUGAGUAUCUGUACAUAAUGUUUAACUGGCUUCAAAGGGACCACUGAAUUGUGUUAAAUUUGAAGCUUUCUGAUUUCUUUUAACUUUUGACUGCGGUUAGUUUUUAAGUGUAGGUUUUCAGAUUUUCCUCAACAACUGUUACGUUACAAGUUGAAGCUUCUACGAGUUCAUUAAAAUGAAGUGUGACUUGGCAUGACAGCGUUUUGUAAACAAAAAGAACCGUGA